Molecule: messenger RNA, 1275 nt
Organism: Saprolegnia parasitica CBS 223.65
Lineage: Eukaryota; Oomycota; Saprolegniomycetes; Saprolegniales; Saprolegniaceae
Exons: 2
Coding region: 16-1275 (419 amino acids)
Cellular component (GO): membrane
Molecular function (GO): transmembrane transporter activity
Source: RefSeq, a predicted model, not a curated record
UUGCGACCUUCACGCAUGGAGCGCAAGGUCAACUUUGAGGACCUGCCGUCGAUCCCGUCGACCGCGCGCGUCUCGGCGGGCUGGCGCCUCCAGCUGGCCUACUUUGUCUACUACGCCGGGUCGUCGGCAGCGAGCUACCUCGCGGUGUUUUUGCAAGACGUGGGCCACUUUAGCAAGGUCGAGAUCGGUGUGCUGCAGGCGAUUCCCAUGUACAUCAACGUCGUGGGGCCGCCGUUCUGGGGCGUCGCCGCCGACGUCGUCCAGCACCAGCGGCUCAUCCACACGCUCUGCAUUGCCACCGGUGCUAUCCUCAAUUUUACGGUCCAGUUUGUGUCCAACUUUCAGUUCCUCUGCAUUGUGAUUGCGCUGGCGGCCUUUCAAAACUCGCCCAACAAUGCGAUGCUCGACCAGCUCGCGCUGCGCGAAUCCGACUAUGGCCGCCAGCGGCUCUUCGGGUCGCUCGGCUACGGCCUCGGCGCCUACAGCCUGAGCCUCCUCAUCGCUACGUCCGGCAUCUACGUCAUCUUUAGCACGCAGCUCGCGCUCUCGUUCGCAGCGAUCGCGAUCCUCGUGCCCUUGCCGCACGUCGAGUACCGCAUCCAUGGCACGCCGAUGGUGCAGUCGCCAUCGCUUUCGACGGUCUUGGCUCCGAUUUUGCAUUCGACGUCGGUGCGGCUGCUCUUUCUCAUCGUGUUUGUCGUUGGCAUCGUCUUUGGCACGAUCAAUAGCUUCCUCAUGCUGUACCUCUUCAACCUCUCGGAGAAGAACUCGGCGAUCGUAGGCCUCGCGACGCUGCUUCAAACGUGCUCGGAGAUUCCCGUCUUCUUCUUCGCCGACGCGAUCGUCCGAACGUGCGGUAUUCCCAAGACGAUUGGCCUCUCGCUUCUCGCGUACUCGGUGCGCCUCUCCGUCUACGCCUUCGUCCCGAACGUCUGGGCCGUCUUGCCGUUUGAAGCGCUGCAAGGCCUCACGUUUGGCUUGAUGUGGACUGCGUUCACGACGUUCGUCAAGAGCAACUCGCCCAACUCGCAUGGCACCAUGAUGGGCAUUCUCAACGCCGUCCAAAAUGGCGUUGGGUCGGGCCUCGGCGCGUUCCUCGGUGGCUACAUCUACCAAGAGUAUGGUGCGUCCACGCUGUGGCAGACCGCGCUCUGCGGUAUCCCGAUCGCGAUGUGUUUGCUGCUCUGCUUCUGGAAGGUCACGGCGGACGAAGAAGCGAGCGGCGAGGCGGGCAUGCUCGAAGAAACCAUCACUGUCAACUACGGCUCCUUGUAA